AUGAUAUUCAUAAAGCCUCUACUAUUGUUGGUAGUGGUCGUGGUGUACACCAAAGCUCAAUAUGCAUUGGUGCGGUUGAAACGACAAGCGUAUCCACCAAACCCGGCGCCAUUCAAACCAAGAACUGAAGAUUACAACCUUCCGCCAUUCUAUCAGCCAAAUCCCGGACGAGAUGCUUCAAAUCUCUCACCGAUCUUCCCAUUCCACAGUCAAUUCAGUAAUGGACUCGACGUAAAUCCUGGAACUCGAGUCACUGUCGAUGGAAACUUGAAUGUGCCUAUUAUGGGUUGGGGAAUGUGGGACUACAAAGGCGGCGUCAAAGUCGGACGUCCGAACACACGAGUUGGAUUCGGAUCACUCGGCUCUCCAACAAACGUGCUUGGCAUUUCCGGAGACACGGUGGCAGCUCUCGCCAGAGACGGCACAUUCCAGCAGUCGAGACAAAACGUGCCAUCGGUUCCGGUGGCUGUUCUUCCUGGCAACUUUGUACCUGUGCGCUGCAAACCGCCCAUGUGCAAUCCAUUCGUGCACAAUAUGGCUUUCGGGGUCGACGUUGAACCGGGAGAUGAUUACUUAUUCGAUGGCGGCUUUGAUUUCCCGAUUCCAUUGGCCCCAUCUGGAGUUGGUGUGCGUUUCCCAAUGAGCGGUGCGGUGAACGUUGGAACUGAUCCAUUCCUCAUUACUUAUGGACACGGAAUGGGACCUGUUGAACCACCAGGAUUCAAAACGAAAAAGACACUUUCCGAAGACGAAAUUCCAUUUUGUCAAAAAUAUGGGGGUGAUGAACCUUUGGUGAUACCAGUCAAAGGCCAACAAGCUAUGUUCCCAGCGCUUAUCACUGCCGAUAAUUUUCCACUAUUUCCGUUCACCGAUCAAUUUAAUACCGGUGUUGAAAUCAAUCCGGCGAACAAAUACAGUAUGGCCGGAGACAUGAUUGUGCCGAUACCGGGUUGGGGAAAUUUUGAUAUGGACGGAAAUUUAUACUUCGGCCACAUUAAUGUGGAUACUAAAGUUGGUUAUCAGAUAAGACCUACGAAUCACUUGAACAUCAAACCCGAGACUUUAGCGUUGUUGGGACAGAAUCACGCAUUCCGAGAGGCAAGAAAAAAAGCAAAGGAAGUGAUUGUGGGUAGAGUUCCUUACGGAUACGAGCCGAUCAAGUGCAAACCUCCAUAUUGUAACCCGUUCGUGCAGCACGCAGCCGUUGGUGUUGAAGUUGAGCCCGGAGAUGAUACAUUCUUUAUCGGUGGUCUCGAUUUUCCACUUCCAAUUGGAGAAAAUGGCGCAGGAGUGCGAUUUCCUUUAUCAGGAGCGGUGGAAGCGGGAACUUCACCAUAUGCUAUUGCUCAUGGUAAUGCGUUCAAUCCAGUUUCGCCGUUUGACUUUCGAAAAAUCGAUAGCGAUGAUGUUAAACCUGAUUGGCCUUAUGUCCCUGGCACGCGGCGACGUGCGCCAGCCAAGAAGGGAAAGUAUACAGAGGAGCAGAAAAAAGCGUUCUACUCGAAAUUCUUCGACAAAAUGCCAUCGUAA
This is a messenger RNA of Caenorhabditis bovis, 1530 nucleotides long. NCBI's taxonomy places the organism in Eukaryota, Metazoa, Nematoda, Chromadorea, Rhabditida, Rhabditidae. The record is from the annotation of a GenBank genome assembly.